UCCGUCCCCGCGCACCAUAUAUACCCAGCCUUUCCCCUUCCGCUUCACCCACCCAACUCAUUCGCCCGCUCUCCUCUUCCUCCCUCUGCCCGCACAAAAAGCAGCAAGCUCUGCUCAGCAUUUUGCUCCAAAGAAACCUACACACGCAUACCAUGGCGGCAUCAGCGGCCUGCUCCUUCUUCUUCUUCGAUGCCGAGCCGCUCGGCGAGCCCGGCAUGCCGGCGCAGGACGCGUGCGCGCUCUGCACCAAGCCGUUCGCGCGCGACAGCGACAUCUUCAUGUACAAGGGCGACACGCCCUUCUGCAGCGAGGAGUGCCGCGACGAGCAGAUGCAGCUCGACGCCAUCGCCGCGAGGCAGGCCGCCCGGAGGCAGCAGCGGUUCUCGUCGGGGACGGAGGCCCGAAGCGGGCACCAGGAGUCCAGGAAGGUGUCCGUCGCAAGCUAGCCGGCGAAGCGAGCUCGGCUUGAAUCAACGGGAUCCCAAGAAUCGCCGAUCUGGCGAGACCAAGGAGAUUGAUCUCUCUCUUUUUGUCUCGCCUGAGCCGGAGAAGCAGUGAAGGAUCUGAGAAAGCUCAUGCUGAGGCUCCGGCCAUCUGGGUCGCCCGCUGGACGCAUCCUUCUCCCGGCUCCUUUUUGCCUCUGUGUGCGUGUUUGUUUGAGGCUUUUGAGCCGCGGUUGUCGCAACACCAUACCAUAUGUAAAUCGAAACCAUCUGGAAAUCCCUAUUUCGACACAAAAUUUUGCACAAA
Aegilops tauschii subsp. strangulata is the source of this 750-nucleotide messenger RNA. RefSeq lists its product as uncharacterized. Gene Ontology annotation, molecular function: zinc ion binding. Lineage: Eukaryota; Viridiplantae; Streptophyta; Magnoliopsida; Poales; Poaceae. The record is from RefSeq and is a predicted model, not a curated record. Gene Ontology annotation, biological process: regulation of DNA-templated transcription.